Messenger RNA from Fusarium fujikuroi IMI 58289, 1401 nucleotides. RefSeq lists its product as uncharacterized. NCBI's taxonomy places the organism in Eukaryota, Fungi, Ascomycota, Sordariomycetes, Hypocreales, Nectriaceae. Bases 1 to 1401 code for a protein of 466 amino acids. The transcript has 2 exons. The record is from RefSeq and is a predicted model, not a curated record. Gene Ontology annotation, molecular function: ATP hydrolysis activity.
AUGGCUGGCCCAAGAUUUAACGACCCGGUCUAUGGCAGCAACGUUGUGACAGGGAUCAGUGCGACAGGUAACGCCCAUCAAACCUUCAACUUCAAUCAGCAUUUUGAGUCGAGACUGUUCUUUUUGUUUCCAUAUGAGAAGAAUGAAGAGUUUGUUCCGCGCACUGAGAUAUCAUCAAAACUUGAGGAACUUCUGCCCAAGGAUUCCGACGACUUUCGAAGCGCCGCUCUUUGGGGCCUGGGAGGAUCUGGCAAGACGCAAAUCGCGCUGGAUUUCGCCUAUAGUCGAUGCAGCAAGAGGAAAUGUUCUGUAUUUUGGGUUCAUGCGGAUAGCGAGGUGACUUUUGCCCGAGAUUAUGGCUCAAUUGCAAGCGUGCUGGGCAUGAACACUCAAGGUUCUCAGCAUGAGCUCUUACAAAAUGUACGGCAUAAGAUUGAGUCAUUGCCUAGAUGGCUACUUGUUAUCGACAAUGCCGACGACUUGUCCCUUUUUGGCGUCGGUUCAAGAGUGAGAAACACCAGCAAGAUCAUGAAUUACAUCCCAAAAGGCCCAAAUGGCACUAUCUUAUGGAUCAGUCGCAAUGAAGCAAUUGUUGGGAGUCUUGCCGGCGUACGGAGAGGUAUAGUUGUCCCGAGGAUGACUUCAGAAGAAAGCAAGGCAUUAUUCGAGUCGACAAUGCCUCAAUCGAUAAGUGAUGACGAGCUAGAUGAUGCUGUUUUGCUGCUUAAAGAGCUGCAGUUUCUCCCUCUCGCUAUUUCGCAAGCUGGGGCAUUCAUGCGAAGAACAGAGACGUCCGUCAGCCAGUAUCUUGCUGAAUUCAAGAAAGAAACCACGCGUUGGCGCAUGCUGAAAGAACCCGAAUUUGACAGAUACAGGCUACACAACAAUUCCAACAGCAUCCUUGAAACUUGGAGUCGUUCGAUUCACCACAUUCGCCAAGAGAACGAGCUAGCACACAAAAUUCUACAUAUCCUUGCCUACGCGGAUAACCAGACCAUCAAUGAGCGGCUGGUGGAUGCUGCUGCGGCCUACGGAGAAACAAAACAGGCGGAAGAUAUGCCCGAGAGUAAGAAGAAAGAAGCGAUACGCCGACUCAAGAACUUCUCCUUCCUCAUAGAGUACCACAUUGGCGAUAAUGAACGCACUUAUGAGAUACACAAGCUUGUGAAAGAUGCUAUACGGUACAAUAUACGGAGCGAAAGCGUUUUAGAUGGAUAUACGAACAAAACAAAGAAAGACUCCAGUCGUUUGGGAGCAUGUAUUAAGAGCCGGUUCAGGAAUAAUGGAAGCAGCAAAGUGGUUACGAGUCAGGGAGAGGAGUACUUUGCCAGCGCAGCAGCAGCUGUUGUCGCGAGGGCUUAUUCACCCAAGACUCAUCUCAAACCAGCGAAAGCAUUCUGA